Messenger RNA from Aspergillus chevalieri, 759 nucleotides. RefSeq names its product putative GPI anchored protein. Bases 1 to 759 code for a protein of 252 amino acids. The record is from RefSeq and is a predicted model, not a curated record. Lineage: Eukaryota; Fungi; Ascomycota; Eurotiomycetes; Eurotiales; Aspergillaceae. The transcript has 2 exons.
AUGCACAUCAAAAACCUCCUCUUCCUCACCAGCGCCCUGCUCACCAGCAGCCUGGCCCUAGCAAACACCCUCGACAGCGACGACGUUCCCAACCGCUGCUGGCAAGUAUGCGGUCCCGUGGUGGGCAUCUCGCACAAAUGCGACGCGAUGCAUGAUAAUGACUCCGCGGAGAGAAAGUGUGUCUGCGAGUGGCAACAGGCACCGACGCUGAUUCCGUUGUGUGAGGCUUGUAUCUCGCAGUAUCGGAAUGAGACAAAGCAUGAUGAUGACAAUGAUCGCGAUGAUGAUGACGACCGGGAUGACGACCAGGACGACGACAAUGACCGGGACAAUGACCGGGAUAAUGAUAACGAUAGAGGCAAGGAUCGGAAUGAUGACAAUGACAACGACUGUGGCCCUCGUACCCAGCCUUCGAUUAAGCGCUCUGCCCGUAAAUCCAAGCGUGACGACCCCCACGACAACGAUGCCAACGACAUCCUCCGCGCCUGCUCCUUUACCACCACCAGCUACAAUCCAAUGACGGCAACCACUGCCAUCAGCGCUGCUUCGACGCUGAUCCCAAGUUCUUCUGCGACUGCAACUGGCACUAGCUCUGCCUCUGGUUCUAGCUCUGGAUCGGAUUCCAGGUCUGCUUCUGGCAGUGGCUCGUCUGGGAGCGCUUCUGCUGACAAUGACACGAAUGCGGCAUCGGGCCAGAGUGUUCCCCGGGCUGCGAGUUUGGCGGCUAUUGUGGGAUUGAUUGGGUUGGUUUGGUUGUGA